CCCCAGGGCUCGCGCGCCAAGUUCCGAGCCGCGUGUCACGGCCCCGACCUGGAGGCGGCCGGGGCUGCCAGCGCGUCCCCAGCGCCGCGAGAGAGCCGAGAGCCCUGUGGUCCAAGUGUGCUGGCCCAGGCCCCAGGGGAGCCCUUCAAGCUCACAGCCACUCCCCGGGCCAAGCCCUCCAGAAACCCCAGGGGCUGACAGCUGCUGGAGGAUCCACCUCACCCAGCUGGCUCAGGCUCUGUGGCCCCAUGGCUACUGGGAAGGGAGUUCUGCGGAGCCCUUCAGCUGGAAACAGAUGGCAGCGUGAAUCUGAGCAGGGCUGGGGCCGGAAGCCGGUGCUACUGGAGAAAAUGAACCAUCUGGGCUCUGAGACUGCCCUGGGCGGCAGUGGCCAGGAUGAGGCCUGUGCCGAAAUGGUACUGUCCGUGGCCCCAGGCAAGCCCAGGCUGGGAAAGCUGAUGCCCCAGAAGACUUGGUGGGAACAGAGGCAGAGCGCCUUCACAGAGGUGCCUCGGCUCAGGAAGAGGCUCGGGGGCGGGCAGGCCCAGGACAGAGAGCACAGUGGCCCUGUAGGCCAUCCUGGCCCCCAGCAGCUGACCCUCAAUAUCCCCAGGGACCUAACUGGCAGCACCUGCAUCUCUGUGUGGCCCAGUGGAGCCUGCAGGGAGCAGAGAAGUGCCUUCAGCAAGCCAGCCAGGGGUCCAGCAGGGAGACUGGGACCAGCCUGUGUCUUUCAGGCCGGUGAACCUGCAGAUGCCCUGGGAGAGCUGCUGGGACUCAUCAACACGGUUGAUGUCACUUGCUGGGGUCGACUUUCCAACUCCAAGCUUUUGGUGGGUGAUUUCUGGAACCUGCAAACAGUGCCACCAAAUGCUGCUCUCUGCGGCACUUUCCUGGGCGCCCCCACGCUGUGGCUCAAGCACGCCACGGUCCAGAUCCCCACGCCCCCAUCGUCAUCCUCUACCAGCUCUUGGGCCCUGCUGCCCCCUACGCUCACCUCCCUGGGCCUGUCCACCGAGAACUGGUGCGCCAAGUGCAACCUGUCCUUCCGCCUGACCUCCGACCUGGUCUUCCACAUGAGAUCCCACCACAAAAAGGAGCGUGCGGGGCCCGACCUGCAUUCUAAGAGGCUGAGAGCAGAGGCCCUCACAUGCCCCAUUUGCCACGAGUACUUCCGCGAGCGCCACCACCUCUCCCGGCACAUGACUUCGCACAGUUAACAGGUGGUUUGGAGCAAGCGCUUGGCCGUGAGGCCAAGAUGGCUCACGGGGCCUUCCUCUCAAAAGGCUGGUCACAGUUGUCUGCAGGGCUGUCUCCUGGGGCAUUUGAGGAUGAACAGCUCAGUCAUAAUUGGAAAAAGACAACCAGCCCCCAUAUGUGUUUUAAAGGAAAUAAAGUUGUGAAACAAUGCACUUUGCUAAUCACAGGGUAUGAUGAAGAACAGGCACCAAGCGCUUCUGGCAUUUUCAGGAGUGGGGGCUCUUCUGUACACAUAACUUCUGCUCCACAUGGAAGCAAGUUUGGCACACCGCAUGGGCUUUGGAGGCAGACAGACGUGGAUUGGAAUCCUGGCCCUUUCACAUACUAGCCCUGAGCUUGGGCAGACUGCUCUGACCGAGUCCCAGCAUGCUUCUCUGUAAAGUGGAGAUGGUGGCACCUGUGUCUGAGGGAUGUUGUCAGGAUUAUGUGGGAAGAUGUGUGGCAAAUGGCCAGCACAUGCCUGGCAGUGUCACCACUAAGCAAAGAGUGCAAUUGUCGUGGUCCAGAUUAGUCAGCUGUUCACUGGCAGAAUCUCAGUGGCAAACAGUGCAGGGCCCUGUUUCUCAGCGCUGGGUCUGUGAGUUGGCUGGUGUCGAGCCGGGCUUGCCUGAUCUUCGUUCCAGGUUGCUUUUUCUCUCAGGACUCAUGCUUCUCUCGUGGUUAUGCCAAGAGCACAGAAGGACAAGUCCAAAUACACAAACACAUUUCAAGCCCCUGCUUCGGUCACUUCCACUAACAUCUGCUUGGCCAAAACAAGUGGAUGGCCAAACCCAAAGUUAAGGGGUGAGAUGUGCAUGGGGGGCCAAUAGGGAAGUCAUGAGUGCGUGUAUAAUCCUACAGGGGCUGGAGGAAUUGGGACCAAUAAUUCAACCAACACCUGGUCCAUGGCUAUUCACAUUCUGAAUACGUGCAAAUGGGAAAAUGAAACAACACCCCCUCCCCUUUCAGUUCUCGGGAAGCGACCGUGAAACCUUAAGGCGUGAAGCACUGUGAGGACGGGGAGAGUUGUGGAUGCUGUUUAUUGUCUAAUGCAUGUCGUUUCAAUACCUGUGCUGUUCAUCCACAUUUGUCCUUAUUCCUAAUAAUGCAAAAUUCAGAUCAUAAACUCUGC
Messenger RNA from Capra hircus (goat), 2371 nucleotides. RefSeq names its product zinc finger protein 488 (gene ZNF488). NCBI's taxonomy places the organism in Eukaryota, Metazoa, Chordata, Mammalia, Artiodactyla, Bovidae. Gene Ontology annotation, biological process: regulation of DNA-templated transcription. Gene Ontology annotation, cellular component: nucleus. The record is from RefSeq and is a predicted model, not a curated record.